Didymodactylos carnosus is the source of this 285-nucleotide messenger RNA. Lineage: Eukaryota; Metazoa; Rotifera; Eurotatoria; Philodinida; Philodinidae. The record is from the annotation of a GenBank genome assembly.
AUGGCAGUAGCAGGAGAACAUUAUAAUCAAUUGAUUGACGAUGACGUUCAAAAGAUGGCGAUGUUAGAACAGUUAGAAUGGAUCGGUAAUGUGGGUGGUGGAGGAAGUACGCUACUAUUGGAUGAAAUACUCGGCGGUGGUGGUAGUUGUUCUCAAAGAGCGUUUUAUGCAAUACUCAUCCCACAAAAGAUCGGUUUAUUCCUCACUGUUAGGGUCAAUAUUGUUGCCGAUAGCAGAACAUCAAAUAUUAAAAAAGAAAGAAAAACGAACGGAACAUUCACAUAG